UCUAAACAAGCAAUUCCAAACACCCCAAAUCGGCGAAGAAGAGAAGUCCAUUUGUGUUGGGUGCGAACUGUCUGCCGUAUUGGGAGGAAAAGAGGAGUGAUCGAUUUUUCAAUUAAAGAUAAUUUGGUGUUGCUGUGAGUAAAUAGCUACCUACAGUUGAGACAAUGGACGUAGCUUCUGAUUACGCCACAAACAUUUGCAGUCACUGUGACAGAGCCAUUCCUUCUUCAAAUAUCGAUCUGCAUUAUGCUCACUGCUCCCGCAAUUUAGAAAAAUGUAAAAUCUGUGACGAUAUGAUUCCCAAAAAGCAUGCAGAAGAACAUUACUUGAGCACCCAUGCUCCGGUAUCCUGUUCAUUGUGCAGUGAGACGAUGGAACCUGAAAUCCUAUCACUACACAAAGGUGAAAAAUGCCCCCAAAGAAUCGUGACUUGUGAUUACUGUGAGUUUCCUUUACCUGCAAUCGACCUUUUUGAGCAUCAGGAAGUCUGUGGAAAUAGGACCGAGCUCUGUCAUCUCUGCAACAGAUACAUCAGAUUACGCGAAAGAACUUCCCAUGAAGUCACAUGUAAUGGUGUCCCAAAUAAUGCUGCAGAAACCUCCAGGGGCAGGGAAGGUGAAAGAGAGGGCGGUAGAAGAAGGCCCCCACCAGAAGACUUGUCUAGAAAAAAGCUUCUGUUCACCAUAGCCAUAACUGGGAUUGCUGUUGUUUUAGGGUCUAUCAUUUUCCACAGAAAACCAGUGAGCAGUGAGCUGCAUUAAAACAUCUUCAAAAUUUGUCAAGAAAAUGUUUGUGUGCACACACACUGAUUUGGUUUUGCAUUUCAGUCAGAUGUUGAUGCAGACCUCCAAACUCAUUAGCAACAUUGGUAAGAUGCAUGCCGGACUUGUGCUUGAUAUGUUUGUUCUACGAGACACCCCUGCUCCUUUUUUUACCUCAUGUAAAACGAUGAUUUGUGACUAGAAGCUAAACAUCAUCAUUCUUUCAAAAAUGCAAAUGCAAUGAUUUUCGUCUCUA
This is a messenger RNA of Cynara cardunculus var. scolymus (artichoke), 1017 nucleotides long. RefSeq names its product TRAF-type zinc finger domain-containing protein 1-like. The coding region runs from base 165 to 761 and encodes 198 amino acids. Lineage: Eukaryota; Viridiplantae; Streptophyta; Magnoliopsida; Asterales; Asteraceae. The record is from RefSeq and is a predicted model, not a curated record. The transcript has 6 exons.